AUGGAGUAUCCUCCACAGUAUCAACAGCCCCAUGGCCAACACCCACACGCUCCCUCUCAUAUCCCCGGACCUUACCAGGCUGCGCCGCCGAAUGCUGGUGGUGUUGGGUCGAUGACAUCGCCUACCAACGCUCAGACACCCAUGCAACCAACACACUCCGCCCACCAGACCUCCCCCAUCGUUCCGUCGCAAUCUCAUUACCAGCAACAGAAUGCGCCCGGAGCGGUCCACCAGCAGAUGAACUUCCCUCAGGGUUACGGCGUCCCCGCGGCCAUGCCUCAGACGUAUGGGAUCUCUCCGACGCAGGCAGCUGCCAUGGCGACCGCGGCUGCGUCGGGGCAGUUCUACCCCCUCCACCAGGAAUCCAUGGCUGGACAGAUGGCCCCUGGGUCUCGAGGCUCGCCGCGCAUGGCGGGGGUCCAGAUGAAGCCUGAUCGCAAUCCUCGGUCGCCACAAAUGCCUGGCCAGAUGCCGCCAAUGACAUCGCAGGUGCCGAUGGCGCCACAUUCGCAGAUGCCUCCGCGUCGCAUGAGCCAUGUGGGGAGUCCCAAUAUCCAAAGCGCGCAACCGGUCCUGAGCCAUGUUGGCCGGCCUUCCGUCGCUCCACCGAUGUCGGCGGCACCCCAAGCUCCCGUGCAGCAGGGCCAUCCCUCGCCGGAGCUGGUACCCGGCAACAACCAGGAGGAGUCCCCUCUGUAUGUGAACGCCAAACAAUUCCAUCGCAUCCUCAAACGCCGCGUCGCCCGCCAAAAACUGGAGGAGCAGCUGCGCUUGACGUCCAAGGGUCGCAAGCCCUACCUGCACGAGUCACGUCACAAUCAUGCCAUGCGUCGACCUCGUGGCCCCGGUGGCCGAUUCUUGACGGCGGAUGAAGUGGCGGCCCUGGAGAAGAAACAAUCCGAGGGUGAGCUUGAUGUGGGGGAUAUGGAUAAGAUCGAGAAUGGCACAUCGCACAAACGCAAGUCAAGCGACGUCAUUGACGACCACGCCAUCUCGGUCAAGAAGACCAAGACGAGCGGCAGCGCUGAAAGUGAGCAAGAUUCUGCCGAGCCAUCGGAUGAGGAAGGCUGA
Molecule: messenger RNA, 1071 nt
Organism: Penicillium alfredii
Lineage: Eukaryota; Fungi; Ascomycota; Eurotiomycetes; Eurotiales; Aspergillaceae
Gene: hapB
Product: CCAAT-binding transcription factor subunit HAPB
Exons: 1
Coding region: 1-1071 (356 amino acids)
Biological process (GO): regulation of transcription by RNA polymerase II
Cellular component (GO): CCAAT-binding factor complex
Molecular function (GO): DNA-binding transcription factor activity, RNA polymerase II-specific; RNA polymerase II cis-regulatory region sequence-specific DNA binding
Source: RefSeq, a predicted model, not a curated record